Messenger RNA from Acanthochromis polyacanthus (spiny chromis), 10126 nucleotides. It is a transcript of the gene trpm3, whose product is annotated as transient receptor potential cation channel, subfamily M, member 3. Bases 668 to 6034 code for a protein of 1788 amino acids. NCBI's taxonomy places the organism in Eukaryota, Metazoa, Chordata, Actinopteri, Pomacentridae. Gene Ontology annotation, biological process: monoatomic cation transmembrane transport; protein tetramerization. Gene Ontology annotation, molecular function: monoatomic cation channel activity. The record is from RefSeq and is a predicted model, not a curated record. Gene Ontology annotation, cellular component: membrane. The transcript is spliced from 26 exons.
UUUUCAUCUUGGAGACAGUAGUGUACAUGUAGCCUCAAAUCUAAGCCACUGCCUGUCAGGCUGCUCCGUUUAUGCGCUCUGCGCUGCUCUCCUUUCCCUCUCCUCUCCCCUCUCUCUUUACUGCACUGCACUGCUCGUCUCUCCUCUCCCCACAUCUCCAUCUCUCCUCCUUCUCUUUCUCUUUUUCUACCUGCAUCUCUCUCACGCUACGCGCUCUUAUCUCUGUUGUGCAUUGCUGCGCUCUGCUCCAUUGUUUGGGAAAAUACUGUACACUGGGUGAUUUUUUUUUUUCAGCCAGAGCUGAACAGACUUCAGCUUCUGGUGGAAGAGGAAUUAGAUGCUCCAGGUUUGAGCUGCCUUGGAUUCUUUGGAUCUGUUUGAGCCUGAGAAGAGAAGAGUGCAGCAAAGGGAGCUGAGAGGGGCAGAGAGCUGCCCAGGUGAGAGCUUCAUCUGCUUGGGGAAGUAAAGGCUUCAAGGUGGUGGCAGUGGUGGUGGCGGUAGUGGUUGAUGGUUGUCCGUCAAGGGUCAUGCCCUGGGACUUGUGUGCCUUUCGGCAGUUGGAGUUGGAGACCCUCUCCCACUUUUGCCCCCCUAGUGGGGCAGCAUUGAUCCUGGUGCCGGGAAAAGCUGCCGGGCACCAGUGGCUGCGGCGUGAAGAGUGGACACCAUGAACCAGCUGGAUGCACCACGGCCACUCAACUGGACCAUCAGAAAACUGUGCCAUGCAGCCUUCCUGCCAUCUGUACGCCUGCUAAAGGCACAGAAAUCGUGGAUAGAAAGAGCAUUCAGCAAGCGGGAAUGUGUUCAUAUAAUAGUGAGCGCCAAAGACCCCCAUAGGUGCUGUUGUGGUCGUCUGAUAGGCCAGCAUGUGGGCUUGCCACCGGGCAUCUCAUCCAGUCAGAAUGAUAAGGCAGAGCGUCUGGCCAAGAAUGACAGCCUGUCGGAGAAGUGGUCAAUCAGCAAACACACACAGCUCAGCCCCACUGAUGCCUUCGGCACCAUCGAAUUCCAGGGAGGAGGACACUCCAACAAAGCCAUGUACGUGCGAGUGUCGUAUGACACCAAGCCUGACCUGCUGCUGCACCUGAUGACCAAGGAAUGGCAGCUGGACCUGCCCAAGCUGCUCAUCUCAGUCCACGGAGGCCUGCAGAACUUUGAAUUACAGCCCAAACUCAAGCAGGUGUUUGGCAAAGGGCUCAUCAAGGCUGCCAUGACAACCGGAGCUUGGAUUUUCACUGGAGGGGCUAACACAGGGGUGAUUCGCCAUGUGGGUGAUGCGCUGAAAGACCACGCCUCCAAGUCAAGGGGGAAGAUUUGCACCAUUGGUAUCGCUCCAUGGGGCAUUGUAGAAAAUCAAGAGGAUCUUGUUGGCAAAGACGUGGUGCGUCCAUACCAGACCAUGUCCAACCCUCUGAGCAAGCUGACGGUUCUAAACAGUCUCCACUCACACUUCAUCCUGGCAGACAAUGGCACCACGGGAAAGUAUGGCGCCGAGGUCAAACUGCGCCGCCAGCUCGAGAAACACAUCUCUCUGCAGAAGAUCAACACACGUAUCGGUCAGGGUGUACCGGUGGUGGCUCUUAUCGUAGAAGGAGGCCCUAAUGUGAUCUCCAUAGUGCUGGAGUACCUCAGGGACACUCCUCCAGUCCCUGUGGUGGUGUGUGACGGCAGCGGCAGAGCCUCAGACAUCUUGGCCUUUGGACACAAAUACUCUGAGGAGGGAGGCAUAAUUAAUGAGUCUCUAAGAGACCAGUUGCUGGUGACCAUCCAGAAGACUUUCACCUACAGCCGCACACAGGCCCAGCAUCUGUUCAUCAUUCUCAUGGAGUGCAUGAAGAAGAAGGAACUUAUAACAGUUUUCCGGAUGGGGUCGGAGGGUCAUCAGGACAUUGACCUUGCCAUCCUCACUGCAUUACUCAAAGGUGCCAAUGCUUCAGCUCCGGACCAGCUGAGUUUGGCUCUAGCAUGGAACAGAGUGGACAUCGCACGCAGUCAGAUCUUCAUCUACGGACAGCAGUGGCCUGUUGGUUCCCUGGAGCAGGCGAUGCUGGAUGCCUUAGUUCUGGACAGAGUGGACUUUGUCAAGCUGCUGAUUGAAAAUGGAGUCAGCAUGCACCGUUUUCUCACGCUUUCCAGACUGGAGGAGCUCUACAACACGCGACACGGACCAUCGAACACGCUGUACCACCUCGUCAGAGAUGUCAAAAAGGGAAACCUGCCCCCGGACUACCGCAUCAGCCUCAUCGACAUCGGACUGGUCAUCGAAUACCUCAUGGGCGGGGCGUAUCGGUGUAACUACACCAGGAAGAGGUUCAGAACUCUGUACCAUAACCUCUUUGGACCUAAGAGGCCCAAGGCCUUAAAGCUGCUGGGGAUGGAGGAUGACAUGCCGAUCCGCAGAGGCCGCCAGAAGACGACACGCAAACGCGAGGAAGAGGUGGACAUAGAUUUGGAUGACCCAGAAAUCAACCACUUCCCUUUCCCCUUCCACGAGCUGAUGGUGUGGGCCGUGCUCAUGAAACGUCAGAAAAUGGCGCUGUUCUUUUGGCAGCAUGGCGAGGAGGCGAUGGCCAAGGCCUUGGUGGCGUGUAAGCUCUGUAAGGCCAUGGCUCACGAAGCGUCCGAGAACGACAUGGUGGACGACAUCUCCCAAGAACUGAACCACAACUCCAGAGAGUUUGGUCAGCUGGCAGUGGAGCUCCUGGACCAGUCCUAUAAACAGGACGAGCAGAUGGCCAUGAAGCUGCUGACAUACGAGCUGAAGAACUGGAGCAACGCCACCUGCCUGCAGCUGGCUGUAGCGGCCAAACACCGAGACUUCAUUGCUCACACCUGCAGUCAGAUGCUGCUGACCGAUAUGUGGAUGGGUCGCCUGCGCAUGCGCAAGAACUCAGGCCUGAAGGUGAUUUUAGGGCUGCUUCUGCCGCCGUCCAUCCUGAGCCUGGAAUUCAAGAACAAGGAUGAGAUGUCCUACAUGCCCCAGGAUCAGGAGGCCUACCUGCAGGAGAAGGAGGAGGAGGAGCCUGAGAAACCAGUCAAGGAGAAGGAGGAGGAAGACAUGGAGUUCACAGUAAGAUCUUACUGUGAGACGCAGUACAACUCCGUGGCGAUGCUUGGUAAGGUAACCACAGAGACGUCCAGAAAGAAGGAUGUUGAGGAGGUUCAGAACCGCCACCGCCUUAUCCCCAUGGGACGCAAGAUAUACGAGUUCUACAACGCUCCAAUUGUCAAGUUCUGGUUCCAUACGAUGGCUUACGUGGGCUACCUGAUGCUGUUUAACUACAUUGUCCUGGUCAAGAUGGACCUGUGGCCUUCUCCUCAGGAGUGGAUCGUCAUCGCUUACAUCUUCACCAACGGCAUUGAGAAGAUGAGAGAGAUCCUGAUGUCAGAGCCGGGGAAGCUGUUACAGAAGGUUAAGGUGUGGCUUCAGGAGUACUGGAACAUCACAGACCUCAUGGCCAUCCUCAUAUUCUCUGUUGGCAUGGUUCUGCGUCUCCAGGAGCCACCGCUCAUGAGCUAUGGGCGGGUCAUCUACUGCGUCAACAUCAUCUAUUGGUACAUUCGGCUGCUCGACAUCUUCGGAGUCAACAAAUACCUAGGUCCCUAUGUGAUGAUGAUUGGCAAGAUGAUGAUCGACAUGAUGUAUUUUGUGAUCAUCAUGUUGGUGGUGCUGAUGAGUUUUGGGGUGGCACGUCAGGCCAUCCUCAACCCUAACGAAGACCCGUCCUGGAUGCUAGCUAGGAACAUCUUCUUCAUGCCUUACUGGAUGAUCUACGGAGAGGUGUUUGCUGACCAGAUUGACCAUAUGCAUAGUAGGAAGUUACAGCACAGGCUGAAUGAAAAACUCUGGCUGGUCGAAAAUUACUUUCGAACUCACGGAACCUGGCGUAAUAAUGGUCCAUCCCACACUGCCCAGUGCAGUCAAAAUCCCACUCCCUGUGGGCAGAACAUCACGUUAGACGACGGGGUGGUGGUGGCCCAGCCUCCCUGUAAGACGGGUGCUUGGAUUGUCCCAGCGAUCAUGGCUUGCUAUUUGUUGGUGGCCAACAUCCUGCUGGUCAACCUCCUCAUAGCUGUGUUCAACAAUACAUUCUUCGAGGUGAAGUCCAUCUCCAACCAGGUAUGGAAGUUCCAGCGCUACCAGCUCAUUAUGACCUUCCAUGAACGCCCAGUCCUUCCUCCACCCCUCAUCAUCUUCAGUCACAUAACUAUGGUCCUCAAGCAUCUGUGUUGUCGCUGGCGCAAGCAUGAUGAUGACGAGAGGGACUAUGGCCUGAAGCUUUUCAUCACAGAGGAUGAGCUGAAGAAAGUCCAUGAUUUCGAGGAGCAAUGUAUUGAAGAGUACUUCAGAGAGAAAGAUGACAGAUUUCACUCCUCUAAUGAUGAGAGAAUCAGAGUCACUUCUGAAAGGGUGGAGAACAUGGCAAUGCGUUUGGAGGAAGUCAAUGAGAGGGAACACUUCAUGAAGGCAUCACUGCAGACUGUUGAUAUCCGUCUGGCCCAAAUGGAGGAGCUUAUUGGACGAAUUGCUGUUGCGUUGGAGCGUGUGACGGGUGUUGAACGCGGGGAGGUCAACAAAGUGCGUUCUCGGACUUCAUCUGACUGCACGGACUCUGCAUACAUUAUCCGCCAGGCUGAGUGCCCAGAAGCAGCAUAUAUCCUCCGUCAAAGCAGCUUUAAUAGCACAGAGGGGAACGCCUACCGUCUGCAGGAGGCACUGGAGGGGCCAGCUGAGGGCUCCAUGUCCCCUCCUUCUCCUACUGGCAUGGCUACACGGACAAGGAGCCACUCAUUUUAUGUUGGUGGUGGUCGUGGUGCUGAACGUGCAAGUGGUGCUGAACGAGCUGAAAGCUUCUUCAAAGAGCGCUCCCUGAGUCUUCACCGAGCCAACAGCUCACAAUCUGUGUCCUCAGCUGCUGCCCCCAAGGAGUCUAAGCCCCUCCCACUCGCGACACUGUCGGUCUCCCAGCAGCACCGUCCAUCAUCAUGUAUUGAUAUCUAUGUCUCAACAUCUGAGGAGGUGGGGCCAGCAGAGGUCUUUCUGGAUCCUCUCCGUGUGAUCCCACCACUCCAGAGGGACUCCUCGCUGCAGUCAGAUACCAUGGAGACGGUGCUGCCUGGAGGCCGGGAUUUCAGCAGCGCCGCAACCAGUGGUUUGGGCGACAGACACUCGGAGGGCGGUGCAGGCAGCAGUGGAACAGCUGGAGCUAUGUUUGAUGACAGCGCAGCUGCUGAUUUGUCAUUGUGCUCAGCACACCUCUUACCAGACACCACCUUACCUCCUUGGGAUAUGGAACCAUCCCCGCCUCCUUCAGCAGGGCUGCUCGAGCGAUCUAAGAGCAGCCGCUACCUCUCUACAGCAGGCACAGGAUUCCUGGAUGAGCCUCCUCUGGUCAAGUCCCACAGCCUCAUGUUCACACCAAGAGGCUGCUAUGGAGGACUGGGGGGGGCAGGAGUCCAGGUAAAGGCUGCAGAGUACACCAGCAUCACUGACUGCAUCGAUAUACGCUGUGUCUCAUCUCCAUACACCCCUAUAGAACGCUCAAACUCACCUGGAGGUUCCACCUCGUUCCCCUUUGAUAAGCCGUCAGACAUUGGUUCCUCUCACCCGGAGAGAGAAGCAGAGCUUAGUCAUACAGAGUCUGAUCCAGAGGACCCUGAGGACCUGAUGCCAGCCCCAGAUACCCCUCGCCUAGGGGGCCUUGGCGGGCCCAGUGGAGCCCCUCUCUGCUCCCCCUUCUCCAGGCUGGAGCGAGCAAACAGCUGCUCUUCAGACGACUCCCAUCCUUCCCUCACGCUGGCCCCUCCGCAUCGGAAGAGCCUGUCGGUGAGUGAGAGGAUGGAGAGGGGACCGGGUCUGGGGGCAGACAGGGGGCCUGGGCCUGGAGGGCGGGGUCUGGCAGGACCCAGAAACCCCUUCCUCAGGAGCAAGUCUGGAGCAAGGCCUGAGACGGCCAAGACUGACAACCUCUCCAUGAGAAAGUUGGCUACUCCGUCAGCUUUCCGAAGCUUUGAUAGGCAAAACUAUACGUGACAUGGACAUGUCAGUGCACUCACACAUUGUUAGGACCAGGAAGGAAAACUGAGAGGGCCAAGGGCAAGAGAGAAAGCAGGGUGAAGCUGCCCAUAGAUGCUGAUGUGAACCAGAUCUACAUUUUUUAACUUAAAGUUUUAGGACAGAAAAGAUUUUCAUAGUCAGUGUUGAAGGGCAGCUACACCCUGAAUCAUGAAUCAGAGGGGAAAGGGAUGGAAGAUAAAGGGGUCCUUCUGUACACCAGUCAAAACAAAGAGCUAUGAAUCUAGACUAGUUUUUACCUCUUGUAGCUAAGUAACUCUCAAUGGGGUGUUAUGGCAAUGGAAGGUGUAUUUGUACUGUAUGUCUUCCACCCACCACCUUUACAUCAAGUAGACAUCUGUCACUGUUACAUCACAUAUCAGUCACGCUAGUCAGACAAAGUAUACUGUUACUCCUAGCUGCAUUAUAUGGUAGACGCUGUCGACUCUGAGAGACUAAGAGAGAGGAAGAAGACAGUCACCUCAUAUUGUCAUUUUGUCUUAGCAUAGAGUCAUUGCUGUUGCAGAGCCUUUGCUUCAAAUACGUUUUCCUCUCUUCAUAUAAUCCUAACUCCAAUUUGUAAGACCCCAGCAUUAGCAGGCAGAAAGACGUUAACAUUUCUGGCUGCAUCAUAAAGGAAUUAUUAAGUGUUUGAUUUAACUGCACUUCAAAUGAUAUCUGUAACAUGGCAACAACUUACCUCUGGAUACACAACACACACUUUUCAAGUAAUCAAUACUUAGUUUUUUAAGGAAAUAUAAUAUCAAGUGUCUUUCAUAUACAUAUUGUAGCAUCAGAGAUUAAAUCCCAUACGUUUUAAAAUAAAAUACAACUUACAGGAACCUGUAUUUAUCAGUUUAGUUCGAAACAAAAGGCAGCGUUUGAACACACUCUAGUCAAAAAGUCAUUACUCUAUCAUGCAUCUCCGGUCAGCCAGUGCUUGAAAGCAUACGUCUGUAUCAAGGGAGUGAGGGAAGCCACUGCUUUGAAGCCCAAUGCAUAAGAAAGGAACUAUCAUAUAAGAGGGGAUGAUGACAUGCAUAUAUAUGAUCACUGAAACCCUACAUAUCACUAGGAGACAAGCUUCAGUUCACACCUGAUCCCAGAGAGCUUUUACAAGAGCAGUUGCAAAAUAUUGGGACAAGAGGGCGCUAUGAGCCAGUGUCAGAAACAAUGCUUGCUGGGCGAGCCUGAUGUGAACUCUCUCUGCCUGCACCAGACACCAAAAAUCUUUCCACUUAAUGAAUAGUUGCUGUCUCGUAGCCCCGCCCUCCUCCGUUGGAUGUUUUGGCAGUGGUAUUAUUUUGCAAUGGUUUUACAUCCACCACAACUAAUGGAUCCGUCCUUCAUCUACUACAUAAAUGUCUUUCAUUUGUUAUUUCGCUUUUCUUCUCUUUUUUUUUAUGGUAUUCAAAGCAAACCACUGCAAAAAGAGACUUCAAAGGAAAGUAAUUGCUCGAUGACUAAGCCAAUUAUAAAUUAUAUAAAGGUCACUGAGAGCUCCUAAAGAAAGAGCUCAUUUGUGAGUCAACUCUAGAAAAGCGGUCAAGCAUAGGCAUCCUAGCUGAGAUUUAAGAAAGGCGUGCAUUUUAAGUGACAUGAAUGAAGAAAUAUGGGAUUAUAAUAAAAAAAAUCAAAGCCAGAUCAGUGUUUUAAAAUGUUUUCUUUUGUUUUUCAUUGUAAUGGAAGAAGUCCGAAGGAGAGGACGAUGUCUUUCUCUGAUAGCCUUGUAAAAAUAAGAAUAGGAGAAAUUAAUAGAAUUCUUACUGAUUUUUAUUGUUUGUUUUAUAUUUUCUCACUCUUCCAACUCAAUUUAAUCAUGUUGCAUUUAUUUUGAAAUUGAUCCUAUUUAUUGACAUUUUCUUGCUCAUUAUUGAUAAUUACAGUAAAUGCCUGUUUGAAUUACAAGAUUAAUAUUUAUAUCUUCUCAGUGAUAUUUUUGUCGAAUUUUAAGUAUUUUCUAAUUAAGCUUUUAAAUUUAAUAAAAGAAGACCAUCUACAUGCACUAAAUAAUGAUGUAUUAUAUUAUUUAUUGAAUAUAGAACUGUCUGAUAUACUGUACAUUUCGAUCAUAUUUAAAGUAUUUAAAGUAGAUUUUAUUGUAUGUUUUAUCAAGCAGCUUAUGAGAAUUUUCUAAUGUUGACAAGGCAAUACACAGUUGCCAGUAUACCAAACUUAGGGUGCCUUUUGGGCAUGGGUGGAAUAUGUGGGGACUGAAGUGGCUCAAAAAAUCUGUGAAAUUUCUCAUCUUUGUCUUCUCUAUCCGUAGAGGCCAAAUACCAGUGAUUAUUUUCUGUCGUUAUUGGUCGACUGUAUCAUUGCUUGUAUGGGCAUUUAUUUGAAAUCACCAAAACACAUACACUACCAAUCAAAAGUUUGGACACACUUUCUCACUCAUUUCUUGCCCCAAUGCCACGAGAUCUCAUUAAAAAUAGUAGUUUCUUAGCUUAAGAGAAAUUAUAUUUGAAGGGCAGACCUGAUACCUAAGUGGUUUGGGAGAACGCUACACGGCCACAUUUACUCUGAGCAGCGAAUCGAUGACUCUAAAGCUUAGCUGGAGAUUGCUUGCUGUUUGUUAUUCGCUGGUUCUCGCUCUUAUUUAUUUUGUCUUCAUUCCACCGUUCCCCUUAAAAGAAAGGCAAAAAUGGCCAAAAAUAAAUCUUUAAAAAAGGGAAAAUAUCUAUUUGCACGUGAAACUGAGACAUAAGGAUGAGGAUGUAGCAUCACCAGACAGCUUUUGUCGGACAAAUUGGAAAGUAAAAGACUUCAGCAGCGUGUUGUAGAUGCAAUACAUGCAAAAGAUCAUAUUUGCGCAUAUUUUUUUGAUAAAUAUGUAAACUACAGUCUGGUGAAGAGAUGAAAAGUUGACCCCAGGUCAGUGCUCAGGGACAAUAUUACCCCAGUGAUGCAAGGCAGAAAGUAUAUCAUGGAGGCUUGGUGGAUUGAAAGAAAGAGAAUGAAAGCAAAGCAAGAAAGAUAUGAGUCUGUCUUGAGCAGAAGCCUUCCACUAUAAUCACUGUGCUUUAUGAGUCUAACCCACAAUCUUCGGGGAUCAUAGGAAAGCUAUAUAUUUUGUGUUUCAAUGUCUUUGGAAAUGGCAAUAGUAUAUGAAUGAAUGUCUUCAUACCUGAUAGACUUGUUCACCCAGAGAAGUUUAAAUUUCCAUUUUUUUCAGUUCAUGGAGGACUGUGUUUGACCCUUACAUUCUGAACCAAACCUAACUUUGUCAAACCAAAUGGAAAUAAGCUGAGUGGACCUACUUGACCUUGCUUAGCUGUGACAGACAGCACUACCCAAGCAAGGGUCAGACAGCUCAAGUCAGUUUUUCAUAAUGAAGUAUGUAAAGCGAUGCCUGUGUUGGACUGAAAGUUUAGACCCCAUUAUUUGGCUUAUUGUAACAGGAAAUUGAAAUAUUCUUUUAGAAUUUCUUUAUCCUUACAGUAAGGAGUAUAUGAGACAGCAUACAUGCCCGUGGCGUGUAUAAACUCCUAUGUACUUGAUUCUGAAAUGGUUUUGUGAUAUGUUGACAUGACUGUGGUAAAAGGUGCCAAUAUGAGGUGUGCGUGUGUGCAUACGUGCGUAUAACUUGCGUGUGAACCCAGACCUGUAGAUGCCACUAAGAACAGGGAGGCAUGCCAACACAACACAACCCAAUAGAAUCUCAGUGUAUAGUAUUUUUUAAAUAUUUUCCUACACUAUAUCUUACAGUUUGGAGGAAUCAUGAGCAUAUUAUGAUAAUCAACAGAUUUGCUUCCUUCCUAUGAAACCUGUGACUCGUUGUCAAAAGAGAGUUUCAUGCACAUGUUUUUUCUGCAAUAAUUGCUGAUGUUGUUCAACUGAAAGGGACCUGUCCCUCUACUGGUCACACUUUAUUUGAUGUCCUUUAAAUGCAUGCAGUUCUUCCACUCAGCGUGUACAGAGAUGACCUGUAAUGAUGACUGCGAGAAAGAUAGAGAGAGAUUAUAAUAUGAAAUAAAAGUAGUGAGUAUUUGGAUGCAAAUACAAAUCUGUAUUCUUAAAUGUGAAUAGGAUCAUGUCUGGCAUGCAUUGUUAAAUAAACAAUUAAAUAGA